GUGAUAUUUCCUGAAACAGAUCCAGCCAUCGUCUACCCUCCUCCCUUUCAAUGUACUGAAUCGCCAACAAAGAGUCAGCUUCCACACAAUAGUCCUUGUGCCCAGCCUCAGUCGCCCAUUUCAUCGCUAUGAAAAUAGCCCGCAGUUCAGCAUCGAUAGGAGACCGAGCUUGCAGGGGAAAGUUUAUGGCCGACACAAAACCACCAUUUCUAUCUCUUAAAAUCGCACCUCCAUAUGCUUUGGCAAAUAAGUAACUUGCAUCUACAUUGAGUUUGCACUUGUCUUUUGGUUUAUUCCAUCGAAUUAUCUGAGGCCUGUAUUCUCUGAGUUUAAAAUCCCUAGGAAUGAAACCAUCUUCAAAAAGAAUUGGUUCUAUCACCCUGAUAUUGGGUAUCGAAAUACUUGACAUCCAAGUUUGGAUGUAGAGUUUAAUAUGGAUGAUAAUUUGGUCCGGAUGUGGAGCUAUUCCUCCUGAGCCCCAAACUAUGGAUGAAUAAGUUUUCCAUAAAAACCAACAAAUGAUCCGAGGGAGAUGUUGUCUAAGCAAAUCCACCAAACUUCUGUUGUUAAUUUUAAAUUUCCAAUUCAGGUAAUUACCAUAGUCUAUGCCCGGACCCUGGAAAAAACUCAGAGCACCCAAGAAGUACCGCCACACCUUCCUGCUAACAGGGCAUUGGAAAAAAAUGUGUAUCAUUGCAUCACUGUCAUUCCUGCACAGAGGGCAUAUAGAGGGGUUAAGAACCAAAUAGAACCUGCUAAGAUUGUCAGGGGUGAUUUUACCAGAUUGAUCUAUGGUACAAAGCUCAGAAGCUUGAGCAUGUACAGAACAGAUUCUCUUCCAGGUGGCAGAAUCCGUAAGCUUAGGCAGAUCUUAUCCCAUUUUAUCCAAUGGUAUUUCUUUUUCACCUCAGAUGAGCCCCAAAAAAAGGAGGAUAUCUUGCAGUUAACCCCCAAGUAUCUAAUUGGGAGGGAUGCCUUUUUCAUGCCCAGUAGAUUCAUGAUUCUGGAAUGUCUAGCUGAUCCUGCCUUGCCACAUAUAAAAGAACAUUUCUCCAAGUUGAUCAUCUGUCCUGAAGCCUCUUGAUAUGAAUGCAAAAAUCUCUUGAUAUUCAGAAUAGAUCUGGCUUCUCCAUUCAUAAAGAUCAGUAGGUGACGUGCACUUUGUCGUGAGUGCACUCAAAAUAAAUUCAAUACUAACACUUAUACGUAGUAUAGGUGAAGUAGAGUUCGUAUCCACAGGGAAAGGAAUAACUUUCUUUUUAUAUAAAUCAUAAAUAAAGGGGGGUUUUGAUUGUUGAAUAAUUUAAUUAAAUUAAACAAGAAGAUGAACGAGUUAUAUGUGAUUUAAUUCAAAGAUAAAAGGGACUUGGCAUU
This is a messenger RNA of Cuscuta epithymum, 1374 nucleotides long. NCBI's taxonomy places the organism in Eukaryota, Viridiplantae, Streptophyta, Magnoliopsida, Solanales, Convolvulaceae. The record is from the annotation of a GenBank genome assembly.